Fonsecaea pedrosoi CBS 271.37 is the source of this 2124-nucleotide messenger RNA. RefSeq lists its product as uncharacterized. The coding region runs from base 1 to 2124 and encodes 707 amino acids. Gene Ontology annotation, molecular function: protein binding. The transcript is spliced from 6 exons. The record is from RefSeq and is a predicted model, not a curated record. Lineage: Eukaryota; Fungi; Ascomycota; Eurotiomycetes; Chaetothyriales; Herpotrichiellaceae.
AUGGCGACGCUGGCUUCUUCACUCCUCCUGCUGCUUGCUCUGUUGACGGCGCAGACGGUGGCCCAGGCUCCUGUAGACCCGCUCCGAAAUUUCUGCCGGAGGUAUGGCCAUCAGACUGCGGUGAUUGACCGCAAACUCUACAUUGACGGUGGCUGGCUCUAUGCCAAUCCCAUCUCGCAGAAUCCCAUACCCACAAUGAAUGAAGGCCUACUGUUCUGCGACCUGGACCAGACAUAUCAAGACAUGCCGCCGGAGUAUGCCAACCUGACAAAGAACUCGUCGGUCCCGGACGUGGCUGGAGGCACAUUGUGGCAAGAUGAGGUCAACAAGGUCUUCUGGUUGUACGGUGGCGAGUUCUCGGCGGCGCCGUCGGCGUUCCAGCUCUGGGGUUACGACGUGGUCUUGAACCAGUGGAAUCUGUCAUCGCCCCAUGUGGGAUCGACCGCAUCGAUACAGAGGGUGUCGUGGGGAGCCGGCGUGGCGAGCAGCGAGAUCGGCAUGGGUUUCUACUACGGCGGCUAUCUCAACAACCUGACCACUCCGCUGUGGACGGGACCGCCCCUGGCUACGAGCAACCUGAUCAUCUACGACAUGGACCAGAACAGCCUCACCAACAACACUGGCUACGACAACAUCGGCAGGGCCGAGGGCAUCAUGGUGUACAUCCCCGCCUCCAUGUCCGGUCUGCUUGUAUAUUUCGGAGGAGUCACGUUCCCUUAUGGCAACGAAACUGAGGUCCCGGUAACUGGCUCAGACGCUCAUUCAUGUUUCUUUCUCUCAACAGCCAAGUGGUAUACCCAGACAGCCACCGGUACCAUUCCGGAAAUGAGACGCAAAUUCUGUGGCGGCGCGACUUGGGCGGAUGACCAAUCUUCCUACAACAUUUACCUGUAUGGCGGUUUUGGGUUUGGAGAGAACACGACAGGCUUCGACGACGUCUACAUCUUGACAAUGCCGACUUUCGAAUGGAUCAAAUGGUAUCCCGACAGCCCAGGCCCAGGGUCACCGCACGGCAUGCUCACCUGCAAUGUGAUUGACCGCGGCCAGAUGAUAGUCAUGGGCGGCAACUUCACCAACACGACGGCGUGCGACGUGCCCGCCAUCCAGGGCCAGCAUAACCUGAAUUUGGGCCAGUACGACAGCACCAACGCCAAAUGGUACCCUUACCUGCCAAACCUGACGGAUUACUUUGUGCCCCCAGCGAUCCUGCAAGUUGCGGGUGGAACACCUGAAGGCGGAGCCAUUAAGAAAGCACCAGUGUCUGGCUGGGACGACGACCGCUUGUCAGUAUAUUUCAGCGAGAAAGCCGUCGUCGCCGCCCGUACGCCGACGCGUGCCCUUCCUGCAGCGACCACGACGCCUCCGGCCCCGAAACCAACGCCCUCACACCCGCCGGGCAACAAGACCGACACUGGCGCCAUCGUGGGCGGCGCCGUCGCAGGCACUGGCGGCCUGGUAUUGGUGAUCGCGCUGGCGUGGUGCUGCAUACGACGGCGUAAGAACAAGGUUAUCAACGAACAGAGUGACAAUAACCCCAACAACACCGCGGCGUCUACAGCGGCGACGACACCCAUCCCCGGCGCCGCGCAGCCGUUCAGUCCCACCUCUCCGCAACCGCACGGGUACGUGAUGAACGAGAAAUGCUCGACCACGGCGGUGGGCUCGCCGGGCUCGACGACCAGCCGCGUCGGAUCGCCGAGCGACCAACUGCACUCAUCGUCGCAGUACAGCACGCCGCCGCCCCUGCCUCCUCCCGCACCUGUGCCUCCCCAGCAACUCCCCAGCCACCCAGAAUAUCCGAACUACUACUACGCCGCGACAGCUCCGAUCCCCGCCCCCCAGCAGUAUUACCCCGUGGUCAUCCCGGGCCAGUCGCACCAGCAAUACCAUCCUCACCACCACCACCAGCACCAACACCAAGGGUACUCAUCAUCAUACCCUAUCCCCAUGCACGGCGUGCAAACAGCUCAGGGGAUGACCCCGAUACCUUUCUACCCGCCUCCGCCUCCGCCACCUUCAGAUCCAACUCGCACGCAGUCCCACGAGAUGCCCACCGUGCGCAGCCCGGAGAUUGUCCAGGUCCACCAGCCGAAGCCGCUGAGGCCUGAGGAAGGGUUGGAAUAG